AUGGUGGUGAUGAAGAUGAAGUUCCCCUUUCAGAAAAGGGUGAAGCUAGCCCAGGGACUGUGGCUUCUCUCCUGGUGUGCCACAGUGGCCGGGGCCAUCACCUUCACCCUGGGCUGCAUCCUCAAGACGGAGCUCCGCAGGAGGGCAGAGGUUAUGGAUAACUCAGACGUACAUGUUGUGCCCAACACUCUCAUGAUUGUUGGUCUGGCCUCUUUGGGUAUCAACAUCUUUGCUUCAAAGAUCUGUCAGGAUGCUCUGGAUGCCGAGAGAUUUCCUCGCUGGAAGAACAUGCUAAAGCCAUAUUUUGCCGUCUCUUGCUUCUUCACUGUCCUCAUGCUGCUUGCUGUCAUCAUGAGCUAUGCAAUGAAGGGCAGUCUGGAGUCAUCUCUGAAGGUCGGCCUGAAGAACGGCAUCCGCUUCUACAAGGACACAGACACCCCGGGCCGCUGCUUCCAGAAACAGAACAUCGACCGCCUGCAGAUGGAGUUUCAGUGUUGUGGAAACAAUGACUUCAGGGACUGGUUUGAGGUCCAGUGGAUCAGCAACCGCUACCUUGAUUUCAGCUCCAAGGAAGUGAAAGACCGCAUCAAGAGCAACGUGGAUGGUCGUUACUUGCUGGAUGGAGUCCCAUUCAGUUGCUGUAACCCCAGCUCUCCACGGCCAUGCAUCCAGUAUCAACUGACAAACAACUCAGCUCACUUCAACUAUGAAUACCAAACGGAGGAACUCAACCUGUACCUCCGAGGCUGCAGAGAGGCCCUGGUCAGCUACUUCAUGGGCUUGAUGAACACCAUUGGGGCUGGAGUACUGUCAGUCUUCCUCUUGCAGGGCUCUGUGCUGGUGAGCUUGCGGUUCCUGCAGACGGCCAUGGAGGCAGUGGCAGGGAAUGAAAACACAGAGAUUGAGACAGAAGGGUACUUGCUGGAGAAAUCAGUGAAAGACACUGUGAUGGAGUUCAUUGAACCUGUGAUGCAGUUCUUCCUGUUUAAGAACCAGGUGGGGGAGGGCUCUUCUGAAGCCCCAGCUGACCCCUAA
Molecule: messenger RNA, 1035 nt
Organism: Trematomus bernacchii (emerald rockcod)
Lineage: Eukaryota; Metazoa; Chordata; Actinopteri; Perciformes; Nototheniidae
Gene: rom1a
Product: retinal outer segment membrane protein 1a
Exons: 4
Coding region: 1-1035 (344 amino acids)
Biological process (GO): visual perception
Cellular component (GO): membrane
Source: RefSeq, a predicted model, not a curated record